AUGCUCAGAGUGGUGCUGUCCGACCGGAGCGAGAAGGGGGCGGGCAGAGGCGGGGCCGAGGCACCCUUAUCCCCGGCGCGGGCGGCCGGGGUUCAGAGUGCGGGCCGCGGAGCGGGCAGCGCGGUCUCGUGUGGCCAGCCCCCUGCGCUGCGCCUGCGGCCGCCGGGGAGCGCCGGAGACAGCCCGCCAGUGCCGCGCCUGCUCGGAGGCUGCGUGCCGCUGUCGCAUCAGGUGGCUGGCCACAUGUACGGCAAGGACAAAGUGGGCAUACUCCAACACCCAGACGGUACCGUUCUGAAACAGCUACAGCCGCCGCCGCGGGGCCCACGCGAGCUGGAAUUUUAUACCAUGGUUUACGCCGCUGACUGUGCCGAUGCUGUUCUCCUGGAGCUGCGGAAACACCUGCCCAAAUACUACGGCGUCUGGUCCCCGCCCACCGCACCAAACGAUGUGUACCUAAAACUGGAAGACGUGACUCAUAAGUUCAACAAGCCCUGUAUAAUGGAUGUGAAGAUAGGGCGGAAGAGCUAUGACCCCUUUGCCUCCUCAGAGAAAAUCCAGCAGCAGGUCAGCAAGUACCCUCUGAUGGAGGAGAUCGGGUUCCUGGUGCUCGGCAUGAGGGUUUAUCAUGUUCAUUCUGACAGCUACGAGACACAGAACCAGCACUAUGGAAGAAGCUUAACAAAAGAGACGUUAAAGGAAGGUGUCUCCAAGUUUUUCCACAAUGGCUUCUGUUUAAGAAAAGACGCGAUUGCUGCCAGUAUUCAGAAGGUUGAGAAGAUUCUCCAAUGGUUUGAAGAUCAGAAGCAGCUUAACUUUUAUGCAAGCUCAUUACUGUUUGUUUAUGAAGGUUCAUCUCAGCCAGCUACUACAAAAUCCAACGAGAGAACUUUGGCCGGGAAGUUUCUCUCCAAAGGCCACCUGUCGGACGCAGACGUCCUGGAAUGCAAUAACAACUUUCACCUGUUUAGCUCCCCGGCCAACGGGACAUCGGUAGGCAAAAGUUUAUCCAAAGUGUACGCGAGGCACAGAAAGCUGUACUCCAAAAAGCACCACAGUCAGACUUCACUGAAAGUUGAGACUCUGGAGCAAGACAACGGGUGGAAAAGCAUGUCCCAGGAGCAUCUGAACGGAAAUGUGCUGUCCCAACUGGAAAAAGUGUUCUACCACCUUCCUGCGGGGCGUCCGGAGACGGCAGAAGUAGAAGUGCGGAUGAUAGACUUUGCUCACGUGUUCCCUAGCAACACCGUCGAUGAGGGCUAUGUUUACGGUCUGAAGCAUUUGAUUGCUGUCCUGCGGAGUAUUUUAGACAGUUGAGUCUUGCUGCGGUCUGUGAAGGAGUGGCCCGUCACCGUGGCAUUAGCUGUGCACCUGUAAUGCUCUGUAAAAAGUUUGUAUUGUGAGUCAGCGUUCUAUUUGUCUUUAUACUUUUGGUAGAAGGUUAACUUUUUUAUAUUCUUACUCAGGAAUACUAAUUUGUUCAUGAGAAAACUAUGAAGACUAAAGAAACAGGAAUGUCGAGCCGGGAACGUGCAGGACAGGGAGUAGACAGCCGGACCACUCUGGCAAAGUCAUUCAGAUUCACGUCACUUUGUGUAGCCCAUCACCAAGGGACCUGUCCACCCAACCCUGCCGGUGAGCCGUGUCUAAACUGUGGCGCUGUCAGGCCGUCCCAGUAAGAUCUGGAAGGCACAGGUUGUUUUCAUCAGGACCAGUGUGCCCGAGCUCCCUAAAACUGGAGAACAUUUCACAGGGCAGCUGGGGCUGUGUGGGCUCCCUGUGUGAGCUGCCCAGGAAAGGUGCUUCAGUGGGCGUGGUCCACCUGCAGGGUUCCCCACAGCUCCUCCCUGCUCAGGGCUGCUUCACAGGGAAGGGUGAGAGAGGCUCAUGGCCUGCGGCGGCAGCAGCAGCAGCGGUCUUGAAGCACAAAUAUUUCCUCCCUGGGGUCAGGAGAAGAGAGAUUGUUUGUAAAGAACAAAUUACUCUCAUAAAGGGUGGGGCUUUUUAUUACCGAUGUGAGGCCUCGGAGAGGUGCUUGGUGGAAAUUUGGUUUAUUUCUUCUUUAAAUAAUUUUUGAGUCUUUUCCAUUUUUAAAAAUCCGUUUUUUUUUUUUGUUUUUUUUUUUAAAUGUAUCCCUAUUUACUUUCGAGCCUUAGCGUAAAACACCUUUCUCAGAAUCUGGUUAAGCAGUGACCAAACCGUGGCUGCUAUAGGCCGGAAUCCUGUCUCGGUUCCACGCCCACGGCGUCUAACAGAGAAAUCAUAAUUUAUUCUCACCCAGAACAAGGACAGGCAACUUUUCCUUGAAAAAAUAGAUUUGUAAGUGUUAUAUUUAGUUUACACCUACCACCUUUUUCAAAUUAACUAAUUAUCAGUAAGAUUUUUUUUAAAUUGAGAUUAAAUUUGCAAAUCGUUUUCCUCUCAGUGCUUUGCACUUUGACUCACUGAUGGGUUAAAAUAAUUGAACGGCUUGUCAUUUCUGGAAAAUAGUUUUGAGUUAUGACUUGACUUUUUUUUUUUUUUAAAAAAAACUUUUCCUUCAGAAUUGCAAAUAAAAUUUUUACACCCUACAACCAUUUUCUUUAAUGUGGAGGAGAUUUUAAGUUCCUCUUACUCUCCUGACCCCAUCCAAGGACCGUUUGCAAAUGUCGAUGCCCAAGCAUGAGCCUGAAACACACGGUCGUUAGCCAGAGCGACUGGGGCCUGUGUGCUUCUGUGAGUUCCCACCCAGGAGGCUGCAGGUGUCCCCACAAGGCCUUCGUGUUCUCUGCCCAAGCGUGUACUGGCUGGAGAGAGAGGGUUUUGUUUCUUUCAUUCUGUGGGCGUGAGUUCCAAGCGAUAAUUACUAGAAAACUUUGAGUUUUACCUUUUUUCCUGCGAUGUUGACUUGUUAUUUGGAUAUGAUUUCAUAACUCUCAAGCUCGUCUGGUGAACACUAUUUUGAAUCUUAAGAGGCAAUUUGGGAAGGUGCCAGGCUAUGUACGAUGAAUAAGUCAACUCAAGUACUCAAAGCGUUGGGCACAUCUUAGCUUAGUCAGGUCCUUCAUCUACAGCUGUUGCAGGCAUUUUGGAAGCCAGCAUCCUGCCUUCCGGUUUUGUCUGAAUAAAACAGGAAGCGAUUCUUAUCUCUGCUUUUCAGGGAAGGGAUUAACAUUCAAUUCUUCUUGUUUACAUUUUACCACUGUUGCCCUCUUUAUGUUACUUUUCGAUUAUGCUUUUCGAUGAUGUGAUCAGCGUGUUUAUGUAACCAACCUGUGGUGUUUUCUAGUCUGUCCUGUCUUGUAAGAUGAUGCUGAGAUUUGCCACUUUGGGGAAGAGGCAUCCAUCACUAGCCAAGCGAAUGUGAACACAGAGAUAUUUAAGAACUAAGCAAAUGAGGAGAUGGCUUGGGCUGAUGGAAAUGCUAGCCCCCACCCCCCGCCCCCCAACAUGGUUUUAGUGUAUUUCUUAUGGGGUACACUCAUGGAAAGGACUUUUAAGAAAUUGUGGAUGUGAAUAUGUUUCUCAAAUAAAAGUUUAAAUUGUAAAAUAGUUUUAUAAUAAAGUAUUUACAUUAAUUAUUUUAA
Myodes glareolus (Bank vole) is the source of this 3566-nucleotide messenger RNA. Lineage: Eukaryota; Metazoa; Chordata; Mammalia; Rodentia; Cricetidae. The record is from RefSeq and is a predicted model, not a curated record.